This is a messenger RNA of Penicillium samsonianum, 791 nucleotides long. RefSeq lists its product as uncharacterized. The record is from RefSeq and is a predicted model, not a curated record. Gene Ontology annotation, molecular function: structural constituent of ribosome. The transcript has 5 exons. Gene Ontology annotation, biological process: translation. NCBI's taxonomy places the organism in Eukaryota, Fungi, Ascomycota, Eurotiomycetes, Eurotiales, Aspergillaceae. Gene Ontology annotation, cellular component: ribosome; cytosolic large ribosomal subunit. The coding region runs from base 128 to 583 and encodes 151 amino acids.
CUUAGCGAGACCCCGUCCAAUCUGAGGUCUUGGCAUUCGAGACACACACAAUUUGAUCGACGUGAAGACGGUUUUGAUAGCGAUUUCGAUCUUUCAAUUCUCCAACUCAACAUCCCCUCUCAUCACAAUGGCCUCAAACAUCUCCAACGAUCUGGUCUGGCAGAUCACCCGCAACCAGAACUCCUUCCUGGUUAACCGCAACUCCGGCGGUGGCUCCCAGUUCUCCCGGGACCCCCUGAACCUGCUGAACAAGCACUCCUACAAGUAUGCCGGUUAUGCCAACACCAAGGCUGUCGGUGUCCAGGCUACUGAGAACGGUGUCGCCGUGACCACCAAGAAGCCCAGCAACCCCCAGCAGCCCGCUCAGAACCUGGUCACUGUGACUUACGGUCCCAGCACCUCCACCCGCAAGAUCUACAAGGGUGUUGCGGACAAGACCGCCAAGAACAGCUACCGCGCUGAUCUCCGCGAGGAGGCCGUCGCCCGUGUGAGCGCCGUCCGCCGCUCGCAGCUCCCCAAGAAGGAUGCUCCUGUCCGGAAGGCCCGUGGCUCCAAGGCCACCAAGGCCGAGGAGUCUGAGUAGAUUUGUCUCGAGAUGAGGCUACAUUGUGGACCAUGAAGGACCGGGGAUUUGGGGAGAAGACUUGAUAGGCGUAUGUAAAACGCCAUGCUGGACUUGGAAACCAUGUAUUCUAGCAGUCUUACUCCUAAGGACAGGGGAAAAAAAAUCAGUCUCCUGUCUGAGACCUUCCAAAGCAAGAGAAAACAGAUUUUCCGCCCAAAAAACAAGA